CUGUGUAAUUGAGUUGUUAUUGCCUUGUUAAGCAGAAGUCUUCUACAGAAACAUCACCAGAUGUGUGUGUGAUUUGGAGAGAAAUAAUACCUGUAGUAGUUUAUAGAAAAUGUAUUUUAGUGUUUGUCUAAAAGAUCUUCAAUUCUGAUUGAAAGCAUCAGGCCUUUGAAUUCUAUCGCCGCCGUUACCUGUGACAGAGUAAACGCAUGAAAAGUGGACAAAAAAAAGACAGUGUAGGUUUUUAUUUCACUGUUUAUAUAUUUAUUACAUCUUUCUGAUGCUUCUUGUUAUUACAUGAUCACCUUUGCUGCUCUAACACCACAAAUGUCCCCGUUAUAUGAAUAACAGGUGGUUAUCCUAUUAGAAAAGACAAUGUAACUAACUUUACUGUUGUCAUUCAUAGCCAGUAGGUAUGUCCUUGAUGUAUAGAAAGGGCACAUGUAGGCAUAAAAUAUGAUAAAAAUAUAUUAUAUGUUGUAUAAUAGAUUUUUAUUUUGCACUUUUUUAUUGAGGGAAUGAGUCAAUCUAUUAAUCGACAUCAUCACUUUUCACUGUAUAAAUUAUUUUCGUGACAAACAUCCAUUUCAUGGAGGGGAGAUUUAAAAAUGAUUUUAAUAAAACACAGGGUCAUGUUUUGUUCUAACUCAGGUAGAGGUAUCUGAAAACCCCCUUUGAAUAUUUGUGUCUGAACCUGCCGCAUGGCCCCAACCUUUGGAAUUAAAAUUGUUUAGAAAUUAGCAAUGAGCUAAAUUAGCAAGUUAGCCAUGAGCUAAGUUGAGAGAGCAUCUGGAGCUGAAAGAGUUAAAUGUUAUCAGAAAUGGAGCAGGGGAGGAGACGUUACCAACGUCAACAUGCUGAAACGAAACUCAAUGAGGAGACUGAAGGAGUGGUUUUCAAAGUGUAGUUUGCUUUGACAUUGUUGCGCAGCUGCUUUUAAAACCUGCUACUUUACAGAUAUGGCAACUUCCAGCUGUCUGCUGUCAGAGGACAAGUUCCUUUGUUCUGUGUGUCUGGAUGUGUUCACUGAGCCAGUCUCAACGCCAUGUGGACACAACUUCUGCAGUGCAUGUAUCCAUAAGUAUUGGGACAGCAGGGACAUUUGCCAGUGUCCAUUAUGCAAAAGGACAUUUUCUCCAAGACCUCAACUCCAAGUCAACACUUUUGUGUCUGAGUUAGCUGCUGAGUUUAAGACGUCAGUUCAAGUUAAAGCCUCAACUCCAGACCCACAGCUUCCUGGAACAGCAGACGUUCUUUGUGAUAUCUGCUCUGAUUUAAAGGAAAAGGCCGUCAAAUCUUGCCUGAUGUGUCUUGCGUCUUUCUGUGAAGUGCACCUUGAGCCUCAUCACAGAGUUGCAGGUCUCAAGAGCCACACAUUAUUAGACCCUGUGAAGAAUCUUGAUGACAAAAUGUGCAAGACACACAACAAGAUAACAGAACUGUACUGCAGGACUGACCAGGUCUGUGUUUGUGUCUUGUGUUUCAAAACUGAUCACAGGAGUCACAAUGUUGUCCCACUUGAGGAAGAAUAUGAAGCAGUGAUGGCAAAGAAAGAUGAGACCAUGGCAAAUAUCCAAAAGAUGAUAGAGUCACGGUGUGAGAAGAUAGCUGAGAUUGAAGAGUCACUUGAAGUCAGCCAGAGAGAAGCUGAGAAAGAGAAAGAAGCCAGUGUGCAGGUCUUCACUGACCUGAUCCGCUCCAUCCAGAGAAGCCAGGCCGAGCUGGUUGAGCUGAUUGAGGAGAGGUACAGAGCAACAAAGCAAAAGGCCGAAGGUUUCCUCACAGAACUGAGGAUGGAAGUCGCUGAGCUCCAGAGCAGAAGCAGCCAGCUGGAGCAGCUGUCACAGUCUGAGGAUCACCAUCAUUUUCUCCAGAGCUUCUCAACCCUGUGCUCUCCUUCAAACAAGGACUGGACCAACGUCAGUGUUCACAGCCAUCUGUCUUUGGAGGCAGUGAGAGGGGCUGUGAGUCUGCUGAAACAAAGACUUGAUGAAAUAAUGGAGGAGGAUCCUGAGAUCAAAAUGAACAGAAUGAGAGAACAUGCAGUGGACUUGACCUUUGACCCUGACACAGCAUAUUGCUCACUUGUUAUCAGCCAGGAUGGAAAACAAGUGACACAUGCAGGCACAAUACAGAAUCUUCCCUACAGUCCAAAGAGAUUUAAAGGGUGUGUAGAGGUUUUGGCAAAGGAGGGGUUCACAUCAGGGAAGUUUUACUAUGAAGUGCAAGUGACAGGAAAGACUAACUGGUAUCUUGGAGUGGUCAGAGAGUCUGUUGAGAGAAAGAAAAACAUGACUCUGUCAGUUGAAAAUGGUUUCUGGACCUUUGGGCUCUGUGUUGGUAUAUAUAAGGCAUAUACAACACCAAGCUCAAAAAUCACAGUGAAAGGAAAGCUUGAGAAGGUGGGCAUCUUUGUGGACUAUGAAAAGGGAAAGGUUUCUUUCUAUGAUGUGAAUUCUAAAUCUCAUAUCUAUUCUUUCACUGGCUGCCACUUUACAGAGACACUGUAUCCAUACUUCUGCCCUCAAGAUUUCAUGGAUGGAACAAACUCCGCCCCUCUCAUCAUAACCCCUGUACCUACAACACACUGAGUUUGGCCCUUCUUUAAAAGGUCCAGUGUGUAAAAGCCCAGAUUCACCAAACCUGAAAGAUGAAGGCCGUUGCUGUGUCGUGACCAAAAAAGUUGCGCAUCAUGAAAUGUUUCUGCUAGAUAGUUCAAUGGAUAAGAGAAAAAUAAACUUACUUGAUGUAACAAGUAGAUUUGAUCUCGACAAACGCUCUUCAACAGCCCAACUUUGACUGACAGUCGACCAUCAGCUUGGUGCGUCAGGGCCUUAAGAUUUAGGGGGUUUUAGUGGCAUCUAGUGGUGAGGACUGCAGAUUGCAACUAAUUGAAACUUCUUCCAAUUACAAAUUUUCAGUGUCCAUUGCUAGGAAGUAUUUACUUGGAGCUGACUUCUCCACAGAGGUCUCUUCCUCUUCAAUAACAAACAAAGUCAGUAAUUUCAACCGGUAAAAAACACGGUGGUCUCCGUAGACGAGGACCCACUUCAUAUAUAGAUAUAAACGGCUCAUGCUAAGGAAACAAAACGACAAUGAUUCUUAUUUUCGGGUAAUUAUACAUUAAAGAAAACAUACUGUUAUUACAUUUAAUUUCUGCCAAUACAUCCCCUUUAAUCCUACAUACUGGACCUUUAAUGGCUGCAGAAAGAUUCAUAAUGCUCUCUGUCAAUACACUUAACAGAUGUGCAAAUGUUAUAUUGGUAAUCUCAAACUAGCCUCUCUAAUAUUUACGUGUUUUCUCUUUAUGCAUGGAUAUAUAAAAGAAGCAUGACGCUACAUGACAAGUGACUUCCUGUUUCCCUCUCUACAGUGUACAUUUCUGUAAAUAUGAUGAUGUGAACUCAUGAUACUAAUGUUGCACAGUUAUAUUGUCAGAUCCUGUUGUAUCACAAUAGAGGACAUAAUGUUUCUCUGUUCAGACGUUCUGUUCUCUUACAAUCUGCUGCUCCUGCAAAAUCAGACAUGUUUUGCCUUUCAAAGACCAGUGUCUAAAUAUUCUUCAUUUUGUUGGUUUCUUGUGAUUCACUGUGAAUUUUGUGCUUCUGUGACAACUGGGGCUGAAUAAACUGCACAUCUAAACUUGAUUAGACGAGACUCUU
Epinephelus fuscoguttatus (brown-marbled grouper) is the source of this 3659-nucleotide messenger RNA. RefSeq names its product E3 ubiquitin-protein ligase TRIM39-like. Gene Ontology annotation, molecular function: protein binding; zinc ion binding. The transcript has 2 exons. Bases 957 to 2588 code for a protein of 543 amino acids. Lineage: Eukaryota; Metazoa; Chordata; Actinopteri; Perciformes; Serranidae. The record is from RefSeq and is a predicted model, not a curated record.